AUGCUUGAAAGCCAUGCAGAAGCAACAGAGUGUGGUAACAUUUGUCACAAGAAAGGGCUCCCUCUGGAUGAAGCAGAUGAAGAUAUUGGAAACAAGUGUUCUUCUGGUAGUAUCAAUCCCAUAUCAAUUAUGGUAGAGUCAGUGACUUCUUCUGUGCCUCAGGAAGCUGAUUUACUUAUCACAAACAAGAAAGAGGACCAGAACAUGCAAUCUCUUAUUGCUGCCGUAGGAAACUCUGAUAAUGAAGUCUUUGGAAGUUUUGAAGAAGCGAAAGUGAUGGUUAAAUCUUUUCAUGAGCAAGUGCACUUGCCACAUGAAACAAUUCAAGAAGAACCUGUGGAUUCUCCGGCACCUCAGGAAGUUAUUCUAAAGAUUACAAGUGAUGAAGAGAACCGGACCCUACAACCUCUCAGUGCUGUGACAGGAAGCUCUGAGAUGGAAAUAAUUGAAAGUGGUGUACAAGCAAUGGAAGGUGCUAAAUAUUCCUACAAGCAAGGGCACCCAAUGGAUGAAGCAGUCGAAGAUAUUGGAAAUGAUUGCUCAGGUACCAUCUAUCCCAUAUCAGCUCUGAAUGAAUCAGUGAAUUCCUCAGUCACUGAUCAAGCUGAUAUAAAGAUUACAAACAACAUGGGAAACCAGACCCCAAAAUCUCGCAUUCCUUUGAAAGGAUUCUCUGAGAAGAGAACUCUUCACAGCUGUGUAAACGCAACAGAGAGAAGUUCAGCCUUUGUUAAUAUUUGGUUAGGAGGAGGUAAGGCUGCUAGUUCUCCUCAGGUUCGAGCUAGAAGGAGUAGAUGUAUGAGCACAACUACUGAAGUUGAGAUGAGUUGUGAGAAGGAUAUCAUGAACAAAUCAUUACCCAAGAAAGAUCUUUUCUCUGUUUUUGACACUGAAGAAAAAAUAUUUGCUCAAAAUAAGGAAAACUUAAGCCCAAAUAUGCGGUUCGUGAGAAGUAAGGGAAACCAUCCUAAGUCACAAAGGUCAUCCUGUUCAGAGGUUAAUUCUAGUCCCAACAUCAAUUCAAAUGAAAGCAUAAGUUCCAUUUCAUACAAAGAGAAUAAGGCCCCAAAAGUAGUUCAAGCUCGGAAGUCACGAAGAAAAGCCCUUGAAUGUUGUACCAACUGGAAUGAGAAACAAGAUACAAUGAAAUUGAAGAAGAAGAAAGAGAGGCCCAUCCAAUCACUAGUGAAUUCUUCAGGCAAGCUCAAGUCAGAGUCUUCUGGUCCUGUUUCUGAUGCAAAAAGCAUUGAUGGUGGUAGUUGUGCACCAGUUUCAGACAAUUGCACUAAACCCUGUCAUUUUAAUGGAGAACAAAAACGAAGCUGGGAUAUGGUUGUGGACACUGCAUCUCUUCUGAACAAGGAGUCAAGGAAAGCUUUGCAGCUUUUACAAGGUCUCAAUGGGACUCGUUUAAUCAUUCCAAGAUUGGUUAUAAGGGAACUGGAGAGUAUGAGGAGACAAUUUAGAAUCUUUAGAAGAGUGUCGGAGGCUUCUUUUGCAUUGGAAUGGAUCAAAGAAUGCAUGGUGAACACAACCGGGUGGAUUCAUAUCGAAAGCUCAAUGGAGGACUGCAGGAUGGUUGCUCCAAUGCCAUCUACUUCACCUCAGACUCAAUUUGUUGAAGAAGAGAUUUCUAUUCUAGGUCCCUACAUCUCAAAGAAAAUGGCUUCACCAACAGUUGAAGAUCAUAUCCUUGACUGUGCUCUUCUACUUAGAAAAGGGGAUAAUAACAGACAACUUGUCCUGCUUAGUGAUGUUGUCCCUUUGAAAAUCAAAUCCAUGGCAGAGGGGUUGUUAUGUGAGACAGUACGAGAAUUUCAGCAAAGUUUAGUGAAUCCCUUCUCCCCGAGAUUCAUGUGGACCAAUAGCACUCCUAGAGGAUUGACUUGGUCCUACCAAGAUGAUGUAGUUUUGAGGGAGAAGUAUUGUGGUUUGCCAUCAAAGGCUGGUUUGAAACUCAUCACUGAACAGUAUUUGUACCCUCAAGCUUGAGAUCUUACAACUCCCC
Molecule: messenger RNA, 2008 nt
Organism: Arachis stenosperma
Lineage: Eukaryota; Viridiplantae; Streptophyta; Magnoliopsida; Fabales; Fabaceae
Product: FHA domain-containing protein PS1-like
Exons: 4
Coding region: 1-1992 (663 amino acids)
Cellular component (GO): nuclear membrane
Source: RefSeq, a predicted model, not a curated record